Messenger RNA from Phycodurus eques (leafy seadragon), 9516 nucleotides. RefSeq names its product voltage-dependent calcium channel beta subunit-associated regulatory protein-like. Gene Ontology annotation, molecular function: transmembrane transporter binding. Gene Ontology annotation, cellular component: secretory granule; plasma membrane. The transcript is spliced from 9 exons. Lineage: Eukaryota; Metazoa; Chordata; Actinopteri; Syngnathiformes; Syngnathidae. Bases 1765 to 4650 code for a protein of 961 amino acids. Gene Ontology annotation, biological process: negative regulation of voltage-gated calcium channel activity; negative regulation of calcium ion-dependent exocytosis. The record is from RefSeq and is a predicted model, not a curated record.
CCAUGACCUUCAUCGUGGUGCGGUAAAAACUGAUAACAUUUUCGGAACUAGGGAGGUCUUAAUCCCCCAGCCUUCUAAAAUAAUCAUCCAUGUGAAUGUGUCCAGAUGUGAUUGCUCGAAAGCCUUUUAUUCUAAUUAUUUGUCGACCUUGGAAUUACUGUAAUCAGAGAUAACGGCUUUAGAAGAGCGUUGAGGGAAAAACAUAAAAUCACUAGUUUAUAUAAUUGCCCUCAGCGUUCAUACCCGCCUGUGCAGGGGAUUUUUAUCAGACGGUGUUGACAUAAUCACUCAAAAAUGGUUGUAAUCCAAUCAUCCAGAAGUCACUGGUCCAUCUGCUUGGUGAUGGCCAGCCUACACAAUCGCAAAUCUAUACUAUGUUGCUUCCUGAUGCAGGUGAAGCAUAGCAGUUAACAACAAACAAACAAAAUAAAUAAAAUUCACAUGCAGCAAUAAUCAGGUAUUUGAUACAACAUGUCCCAAAUCCAGCUACUGUAUUACAAAAUAGAUCAAUUACUAGAUACAACUGUUUCUAUAUGCAGGAGGUACUUGAUAUUUGAUUGUUGCUAGAUACUGAAGGCAUUUACAAUUUCUACAGCAAAUUGGAGAUGUAGAGGGUUCUAGAUAAAGAAGAUAUUCACUACAGUACGCUAAAUAUAUUCCGGGUCAGUCAGGUACUACAGCACUCACCAGAUACAAUGAUUCUCGAUAUAAUAGGUUAUAGGUAUAGUAGGAUUUGGAUACAGCAGAUUUCAGACCCACUACAUUUGAUAAUAGAAACAGUGGAUAAAACUGUAGAGACAACCAGUACCAGCUAAAGCAGGUAUUAGAUGUAACAGUUUCUGGAAGCAUCUUGCAUAACAACUUCUGGAUUUGACAGGUUUCUAGAUACAUAGGGCACUAGAAUAAUCAGGUAUUUGAUACCACAUGCUCUACAGUACAGUGGACACCCGUGAUUCGCAGAGGACAAAAGGACCGAGCCUGACGCUUCCUUAUAAUUGGCUUAAAAAACAAAACACAACUAAGAGGGGGGUAACAGUUUAUAUAUACAGUACAAUAGAUACUUGAUAUUCGAUUGACGCUAGAUCAAGAAGGCUGGAGUUACAGUGCAUCUAUAUCCAGCAGAUUGUAACUAUAUAUAAAUGGUCCUAGAAAAAGCAAGUAUAAGCUAUAGAAGCUAGAUAUAUAAGAUAUCAAUUCUGGGUCAGUCAGAUAAUAGAUAAAAUACAAUACAAACAGGGAGCACACACGAGAUACGACAUGGUCUAGAUAUAAUGUAAACAGUGCUAGAUAGAUCCGGUUCUAGAAUAACAGGAAUUCCGCAGAUUCUAGAUACAGUCCAUCCUGUACGAGCUAUAGUGGGUUAUACAGUACUUUAGAUACAACUAGUCCUACAUCAAGCAGGUACUUGAUCUUUUCCACAAUAUUUCCAGUAGUACGUACACCCAUUUCUAAAUACAUUCGGCAUUAGAUGAGGCAAAACUGUUGAUCAGGAACGGCCUGGUUACAUUUAUAUUCUGCAGGUUGUAGAUUUUUACUGUCUUAGCUACAGCCACAUACUGAAAUAAUGAAUUUAUUCACAAAUGUACUUCGUGUAAAAGGAUACACAGGUCGGUUGCAGUUUCUGCCUGCUAGUGGAAGAGUGUUUGAUUGUUCUGCCUGUCAUUAUAUCUUGCUGGCAUAGAUGCAUGAACAAAGAUUUCAUUAUUUGUAGGAAAUAUAAUUUUCGUACCAAUUAAGUGAAACGACCGUGAGAGAUGUUGUUGGAUGCUCUCUCUACAGGCUUCACCCACGCUGACCUGGACCAUGAGCAAUGAUUCGCCUGCUCUGACAAUUUUGACCGAGAACUCUACUGAUUUGCCUGUGUCGGCGGACCAGGUGGAAAAUUAUGUGUUGCUCUUGGUGCUGCUGAGUGUUUUCGCUGGGGGGACGCUGGUUUUGGUCUCCCUACUGCUCCUCUUCUGCCACCGCUGCUGCAUGGGUGGGCGCCGCUACUCCAGAGCAAGUGAUGACCCUGAGAAGACAAACACGACUUACGUUGAAGAUACUCAACCCACCCAAGAGAUCACCAUUCGUCUGGAUGAAACAGACGCUCUCUCAGCUUCCAGCGGCCACGACGGAGAGUCAGAAAGAUUUGUUUCCACCGGGUUGACAGGCCGCAGAGUCUCCUUCAACGAAUCUGCUCUGUACGAACAGGAGAGGAUGAUAGAGGACAAAGGGCGCAGAUACACUCUGACGGAGGGGGAUUUUCACCAUCUGAAGAAAGCGCGGCUGACUCACCUCCACCUGCCGCCAGCCCCGUGUGACCUCAAGAUCCUCACCAUCAUGGAGUGUGACUCAACUGAGAGCAGUUCUGUCAACAUCAGUGAGGUGCCAACUCCCAAACUCCCUCUCUCGAUCUACCAGCCAACAGAGAGAAGAGUGUCUGACUGGUUGGGUCAGAGACUCAGCGGAGGUUUGCCAGGAGAUACACAGCACUCCAUCGUCCUGGACCAGAUUGCCAGAAGCGGCUCUCUGACAUUGGAGGCUCUUGGGGGCAGAAGAGAGGCUCAGAGUGAUCACAUGAUGAGGGGUGAGACCACCCAUGCUCCUGGCCAGACUUCAGUUCUACAGUUCUUGUCAAAACUGAGGCGCCACACCAGCCUGGAGGGAGCUGGGCCCUAUUUCAAGCGCUGGAAGUUUGAAAGAAGCCACCGGGCCGCCAGUCUCGAUGCCAAAGGAUCCCCAAAGAGAAGACCCUUCCAGAGGCAGAGAGCAGCAAGUGAAACCACUGAACAUGCCGAGGAUGACUCUUCUCUCUGCAAUGAUGCAACAGGGUCUUUCCCACAAACUCCCAGCCAGACCAGUGGCCUCCAGUCUCUGUCUGCUGAGUCUCUGUCUCAACCUUCCAUGGAUCACAACGCCUCUGUCUCCCACAACAGGCUAAAUCUGGGGGCCGUGGUGGUGGAGGUCAGUGCUGUCAGCAACAGGAAAGAAGAACCACCUUGGCAAACAGAUGAUUGCUCCAUGCAGAGACAGAAGAGUAUCUCAGGCAACAAACCAGGAGUAGAGGAGGGAUUAAAACCAGAUGCAGUCACAAGGACGGGCAGUGGCAGGGUUGAGUCUAAACCUCUAGAGGAGGACGACUUGUUCGAGCCACAACAGGAAGCCAAAGUCGUUCAGUUUGAAGACUCAUCCAGGAAAAUACCAGAUUCCGAUCUGAAGCAAAAUUGUGAGAUGGAAAUAGAUGAAGGAGAAGAGGCGCUGUUAGACUUUGAGAGCAGACCCAGGGCGGAUUCAGGUUCUUCUCUUUCCUUUGGGCUUCGGCAGGAGACCUUGGAGGCUCAACCAUCUCUCUACAGAGACAUCUGGAGCUUGCGAGCCUCCCUUGAGCAAUAUGCAUCCUCGGACCAAAGCAGCACCGACCGGGAGUCCAUCCGCAGCGAUGCUGAAAGCGUCUCAUCACUGGGUUGUGCUGGAGCCCGUACUGGACAGCUGGAUAGUUGCUUGUUCCAAGACCUGGACGAUGAGCCUGAUGUAGAAGGGGAGGUGAUGGAUGGAGGCAUCAGAGGGGCAUCGGGUGGGGCCAGCGAGACAGGAAAUGGGGUCGACGGAGAAGGUGAGGUGGGUAACCGCAAGCUCCUUCAGAUGGAUAGCGGCUAUGCCUCUAUUGAAACGCCAUCCAAGGGGCCUGAGGAGAUGCGCAUUUUUGGGACUCCUGCAGCUCCUCGCGGAAAGACUGCCUCAGAGAGGAGGUUGUUCUUCACAAGCUCAGGGAGAAAAUGUUCUGUGUGCGAGAGCACUGAGACCAAGUUGUUCCAGGAGGAGCUGGAAGAGGAUUUAACUGAAAGCAUAGAGGAGAAGCACAAGGGUAGUCUCUCGUGCCAAGAACCAUAUCCACUCAUCAGAUCACUUCCUCAGAAACAAGAAGCCCUGUCACACGUAACAUCUCAGCUGUUGAAGACAACCUCUCAGCCUUCUAGUCCUCACCGACCUCGUCUACACCGCCGCGACUACAGCAUUGACGAGAAGACGGACGCGCUUUUCAACGAGUUCCUCCGACAUGACCCGAGGUUUGACCAGCCAGAUUCGCCAUUUCGAACCAGGCAUCGCUCGAGAGUGCACCUGAGGAAGCAGUGGCAGAGACACAAGCAAUACAGCGACCCCGGAUCGGGGGGUCGCUACUCACCAUCUCUAGAGAGGCAGAGGUUCACUCCGCUGCCGAGAGGCAACAGCGCCAGUUACCCUCUGGACACCAGGUAUCACAGCACACUGUCACGCAUCGCGAGCGCAGCGGAUGAAGAAGCCAAUGAGAUUGCGGCCUGCGAGGAGGCAGCCAAAGAGAGCACAGCGGACGCGUCCCGUGACGGAGCCACUUCAGAGAUUAUAGCCAAUGUGACUGUGAGUGGCCAGAUUGAUGGUCAGCAAACUUCUUCCAACAUUAAAAGCACAAGCGGUCAGUGGCCCGCCGCUGGACCUACACUCUGCAUGGACCCCCGAGUUGAAAACAGGAACAACAACAGCAGUCUGUCUAGCAGCCUGACAGACAAACUGACAGCAGCGGUGGAGGAUAGGCUCUACAGUAGCCUGCGGAGGUCCGAACUCAGCCAGGGAGGAACCGAAAACAUAGUUGCCGCCUCUCGCACUGCCUCACCUGACCACAGUCCAAUGUAACCCCAUCAUAGCCAUACCCCAGAUUUUCAUUUUUAAAAGUGUUUGCUAAAUUAGUCUGACAUGUGCCGCAUCAUAAAUGCAGUGAAACCCCAUUAAUCGCGGGGUUCCAAAUCCACCCACAAUAACUGAAGAGCCACAAUAGUGACCAUAUAAAAAGGUUUUUUUUGUAGCUUUAAACCUCCCACACACUUUGACAACAUUUAAACAUAUUAGGAUAUAUCAACUUUAAAAAACACCUGUUCUCACUCUCCCGCUCACAUUACUUCAAAUUUGAGGCAAAGCGUGCUUGCUUCAAGCUGUUUGCUACUCCCAGUUGAAGCUAACUGUAAAACUGACACCAAAAUGUUCAACCAAACCAUAUAAAUGUAUCUGACAAAAGUCCACUAGCUUAAUGCUAACAUAUAAUGAGAAACACCACAGAUGGCCUAACAUCAAUUAGCAUAGAUGUUACGGUAACUAUAAACCUUCAAACAAUAGCUACUUUAACACACACAGAGCAGCGACACUUGAAAACAGAGCAUACAAGAACACUCACAGGCGUAGAUUCUCUCUGCAAUGAACUGAAAAAUCUGCGAUGAACCACUAAUGGGCAAACACUGUAUUAUAACCUUACUGAUGGCCUCCGCCAGCAUUUCCUCUCAGACCUUAAUCUCCACUGUGAUGCCAUGUGCUGUGACACGUGACGCCCCUUUUUAUCUGCUCAACAUAUUGCACAGAAUAACAUAGCGCCUCCCUCUUGAGAAAUAUUUUGAAACAAACUUGAGUUUACCGCAUGCUACUACUGCUACUACUGUAUGUCCGAAACUAUGUGUAAGUGAAAGACUGUACAGUUUUAAACUUAAAAAACAAAAAGCACUUUGUUAGGAAGACACAUCCAUGUUACCAUUUCUAUCAUGAACAACUAGAAACUCCAAAAGUGUCCUUCUUGUUUGCGUUUAUAUGAAGGCGUAUUUGGCAAAAGGUACAUUUUAAACCCUGCCAGUGUUUGCACUUCUCUCUUAUUAACAACAGUGAAGAGUGUUUUGUGCACAAUGAAGGGAAUUCAGGUGAAGUGUUGGAUGGAUUUAAAAUUUGUAUUUUUAGAAAUAUUGGCAGAAAAUGCCAUGUGGAGAAAGACCAAAACAAUUCAGCCCCAUUGUGAUGUGGACCUUUUUCAUGUGAAAACAUUAGGUAUACCACCUGCACAAUCUAGCACUGGUGCUCAAAGGCCAAAUUACAUUUUUUAUUUAAUUUCAUGGACAGCUCAUUCAUAGAUAAGGCUAAAAAUAUAUUAAAAGUGUAUGUAAAAUGCAGAUUUUAAUAGCAUAAUAACAUUCUAAUUUUAAAGUUUUCCAUUUAUAAUUUCAUCAUAAUUAAGAAACUAAUGAUUUAAGAAUUUAUUUUAAAAAGGAUGUCACAAUUUAUAUGUAAUUAGUUUAGUAAUAAAAUAUAUUCAUAUUAGUCGACCAAUUGUAGAGGGAAAAUGAUUACGACAAAUAUUACAGGACUCUUGAUAAUGUGAAUCCUCGUCGGGUCUGAUUAAACAAAGAAGCGAGCCUUUGCCCACCCUAGUCACAUAUAAUUUCAGUUGCAUUAAUUGAAACCUAAAUGUUACAGGGAAACAAACAAUUCAUUGAAGUCUUCCUCAGUUUGAACAUAGUAAAGUGAAAUCUCCAAUGUGAAACAUAAUCUGUUACACUGCAAUCUUUCUUUCUUUUUUUUUUUUUUUUAUAAUUGUCAUACAAGUAUAAAGAUUAGUUAACCACUGUAUAAUACAACUAAAAUAAAAAAGACAUAAUGGAGGGAACAGGAAAGUGUUUGCAUAGCAAUAAUGUCAACUGGUGGUGUCUGUCACAUGUUGAGCUUUGUACAGUAUGCACUGUUUAACAAAUCAACAUGGUUGUGGAGGAAAAACAGCAAAUAUACAGUAUGUGAUUUGUUUGGCGAGCUUCUCUGGUUAUUUCCAUGCUAUAAUCAACUCAAUAUAAAUGAUAUUUAAUGAAUUCUAUUGCACAUUUUGUACUAAACAGCCACACCAUUUCACAAUAACACACAAAAAAAAAUCUCUAUGGUUAUCCUCAUACUUCCAAAAACGUGCAUGUUAUAUUAAUUGAAAACUCUAAAUUGUCCAUAGGUGUGAAUAGUUGUUUUUCUAUAUGUGCGAUUGAAUGGCGACCCAUCCAGGGUGUACCCAGUUUCUCCCGGAAAAAGUAAUCUUAGGUUCUUGGAAGACUCUCAGGGGUGUCAAACUCAUUUUUGUCGUGGGCCAUGUAGUUAUGGUUUCCCUCAGUGGGCCGUAGUGACUGUGAAUCCUUAAAAAUGUUUUAUCGCCUUCAUCACAUUUUUACAUAUACACAGAAAAUUUAUGGAUAACUAGCUUUGAUGUCAGACGUCAAGGAUAAUGGUUUGUUCAGCUAUUGUUUAAGUUACUGUAAAAAAGGGGGUUUGGUAACAAAAAACUGUUUGCAAUAUCUCAGCAUUAUUAUUUAUUAAAUAUGCCAAUUUCAUGAAAGUUGACGCACAUAAUUUGCUCUGACGGGCCCCAUAAAAUGAUGUGAUGGGCCAGAUCGGGCCCCGUGCCUUGUGUUUGACACCUUUUUCUGUAUGUCUACAUGCGCCCUGUGAUUGACUGGCAUUCAGUCCAGGGUGUACCCUGGCUGCCUCUCGCCCAAAAACUCCACCUCACCUUCGACCCAAAAGAAGAUACGCGGUUUAUAAAAUCGAUGGCUUGACUUACAUUAUUAGUGCAAUUGAUGGCUAUAUGGCAUCACUAAUCUCAAAUAGCUUUCCAACAUGAUGUAGCAUAUAGUUUGUCAUCACGUCCACUGCCGCGUGUAACCGAUGUAUGAUAGGAAUGUCAAUGACGCGUAAUACAAGGCAGUCAUUUCAACGCAGAAGGUUGGAAGCUGGUGAGCGUGCGCGUCUCGUCUUUUGUGCUGCGCUCACGUUGAAGUAGCGGCUUUAUAGUGGGGAGUGAGUCAUGCAGAAAAUUCAUCCAUCAUCCACGAUAAAUACCCUAAAGGACAACCUGACGCACAAUGCUCCUUUGUCCAAAUGGAUUUUUAUUUAUUUUUUUAAAGAGAGAUGUUUGCUACAUUUUACUGUUGAACAUUAUUCUGUGAAACGCACAUUUCCUGUCCACUAUAUAAAAAUCCCUACAGUGGAUAUAGAAAAAAAGUCUACACACCCCUGUUCAAAUGCCAGGUUUUUGUGCUAUAAAAAAAUAAGACCAAGAAUAAUCAUUUGAAAACAUUGUUUUCACCAUUAAUUUAACAUAUAACCUUUACAGAUCAGUUGAAAAAAUUUGUCAAAUUAUUUCGAAGUGGAAGUAAAAAUAAACAACUCAGAUGGUGUGGUUGCAAAAGUCUGCACACCCACAUAUAACUGGGGAUGUGGCUGGGUUCAGAAUUAACCAAUCACAUUCAAACUCAUGUUAAAUGGGAGUCACAGCACACCUGCCACCAUUUAAAGUGCCUCUGAUUAACCCCCAAUAAAGUUAAGAGGUUGCAGGAGGCUUUUCUUGCCAUUUUUGUUGCCACAUCUUACAACACAAGAUUCCACAACAACAGAGAGAUCCCAUUAUCAGUCAAGUGAAGGGUACAAAAGAAUUUCCAAGGUAUCAAAUACACCAUGGAACACAGUGAAGACUGUCAGCAUCAAGUGAAGAAGAUCUGGCACAACAGCGACGUGACCAAGAACUGGACACCCCCCCCCCCCCAAAAAAAAAACCCGAUGAAAAGACGAGAAGAAAACUGGUCAGGAAGGCUGCCGAGAGGCCGACAGCAACGCUGAAGGAACUGCAGGGAAUUUCUGGGAAGUCCUACUUUUUAGUAGAUGUGACAACACUCCAGUCUUGUUCAUGCCUGGGCUAUGUAGUAGGGUGGCAAGGGGAGUGAUUCUCAAAGUGUGUAGUGGUACACAGGCACCCUCUAGUGCCAGAAUCGCUGCCUAGCACAGUUCAGUUGUAUUUAAUGUUUACAUCUUUCUCAAGAACUGUUUGUUCUUAAAAAUGUAUUUUUAUCAUUUACCUUAUUUUAUUCAACUUUGUGCAAUACUAUUAUUAAUAAUGUAAUUAUUAUUUAGGUCGUUUUCACAGUCCUAUAUUUAAGCGCAGUAGUAAUGUUCCAACUGUGCAUGUUACAGCGGCAUAUAAUAAAAUUAAAUAUUUGCUAUUUAGAAAUAAAACCUACGUCUCAUUUUCUAUUUUGAUGUUGGUCAUGAUGGUGGCGUUUGGAUUGCCGAGUAGGUUUUUAGGUGGUACUUAGUGUAAAAUCUUUGACACAUCGGAAAAGCACUACAAAAUGGCAAACUCACGAUAUAGCGUACUUUCGUGGCUUGAGUGAUUUCAAACACAGCUAUUCUGUUUGACCUUGCUGACGUAGGAAGUUAAGCACUCUACCCCUCCCUCCCUCCCACAAAUAGUCGUGACUCACCUGCUCUCUGAUGUACUCCCAGAGGGGGGCUGAGGAUAGGCUCGGCUUCCAAAUACGGUUGGGGGAACGCGGGGCUCCUGCUGAUGUGAUUAGCACUACACAACGGAGUUGCACGGGAGGUGGAUUGUGGAUGACAGGGCUCAUGUGAUGUGAUUAGAUGUUAGCAGGCAUGCAACACUGAAGGAAGCUGGUCAAGUAAAUGGUAAAAUAAGCAUUAAAUAUGAGGGACAUAAUUCAGGGUUAUGUCUCAGGAAGAACUGAAUUACUCUCCUACAACUAAAAUCCUCACAAAUUGAAAUGCACUCAUAAUAUACUAGAACAUGGGUGUCAAAACUCAUCUUUGUUGUGGGCCACAUUGUAGUUAUGAUUUCCCGCCGAGGGCUGUUUUGACUGUGAACCCGUGUAAAGUGGGUACGGAAAGUAUUCAGACCCCCUUAAAAUUGUCACUGUUAUA